This is a messenger RNA of Gaeumannomyces tritici R3-111a-1, 1747 nucleotides long. RefSeq names its product pyruvate dehydrogenase E1 component subunit beta. Gene Ontology annotation, biological process: pyruvate decarboxylation to acetyl-CoA. The coding region runs from base 200 to 1345 and encodes 381 amino acids. Gene Ontology annotation, molecular function: pyruvate dehydrogenase (acetyl-transferring) activity. NCBI's taxonomy places the organism in Eukaryota, Fungi, Ascomycota, Sordariomycetes, Magnaporthales, Magnaporthaceae. The record is from RefSeq and is a predicted model, not a curated record. The transcript is spliced from 2 exons.
CGCUGGCAUUGGAUUUGGUGGAUUUGGUGGUGAGCCAAAGCUCCAUCAGCAACCAGAGCUCCGACCCGCGAGGCGCCGAAAAAAAAUUCCCUCCAAGUCGACACAGCCAGCAAUAUCAAGUCUGUCCACCCACCACCCACCCACCACCAUCCACUUCUCAGUCUGCCUCGCAAUCGCUCGAGCUGCCGUCCUGCCCACCAUGUCUCGCUAUCUCCGCCCAGCCGCCCGCCUGGCUGCCGCGGCCACCGCCCGCGCCCCCGUCCUCAGAUGCGCCCCGGCCUCGUCCAUAAUAGCCUCGCGGAGGGCCGCCCUCCAGCCGCUGCACCAGCAGAGGACGUACGCCUCGGCCGGCACCAAGGACUACACUGUCCGCGAGGCCCUCAACGAGGCCCUGGCCGAGGAGCUCGAGUCCAACGACAAGGUCUUCAUCAUGGGCGAGGAGGUGGCCCAGUACAACGGCGCGUACAAGGUCACCAAGGGUCUGCUCGACAGGUUCGGCGAGCGCAGGGUCAUUGACACCCCCAUCACCGAGAUGGGCUUUGCCGGCCUGGCCGUCGGCGCCGCCCUGAGCGGCCUGCACCCCGUUUGCGAGUUCAUGACGUUCAACUUUGCCAUGCAGGCCAUCGACCACGUCGUCAACUCGGCCGCCAAGACGCUAUACAUGUCGGGUGGCAUCCAGCCCUGCAACAUCACGUUCCGCGGCCCCAACGGUUUCGCCUCCGGUGUCGGCGCCCAGCACUCGCAGGACUACAGCGCCUGGUACGGCAGCGUGCCUGGCCUCAAGGUGGUGUCGCCCUGGAGCGCCGAGGACGCCAAGGGCCUGCUCAAGGCGGCCAUCCGCGACCCCAACCCCGUCGUGGUGCUCGAGAACGAGCUCAUGUACGGCCAGACCUUCCCUAUGUCGGAGGCAGCGCAGAAGGACGACUUUGUGAUUCCUUUCGGCAAGGCCAAGGUGGAGCGCCAGGGAAAGGACCUGACCAUCGUGACGUUGUCGAGGUGUGUCGGCCAGUCGCUGGCGGCGGCCGAGAACCUCAAGAAGAAGCACGGCGUCGAGGUCGAGGUCAUCAACCUGCGCUCCAUCAAGCCGCUCGACGUCGAGUCCAUCGUCAAGUCGGUCAAGAAGACGCACCGUCUCAUGACGGUCGAGUCGGGUUUCCCGGCCUUUGGCGUCGGCUCCGAGAUCCUGGCCCUUACCAUGGAGUACGCGUUUGACUACCUUGACGCCCCGGCCUCGCGCGUCACAGGCGCCGACGUGCCCACCCCUUACGCCCAGGGACUGGAGGAGAUGAGCUUCCCGACCGAGAGCAUUAUCGAGCAGCACGCCGCCAAGCUGCUGCGACUAUAAAGCCCGACAGCGAAAGUCGUUGGUAUCUGGGGCGUGCGUUUGGGUGUUGACGGUUGCUCAGGGGCGCGCCGUCUGUUUUCCCGGUUAGAACUUGGCGGCUAGACGACCAUAGGCGCUUGAUGUACAGUAAUUGGUCCGAUUGUUGAUAUAAACAUUCUUUUUUCGGCUCCGGGCCCGACGAUCACACCCAUGUUGUCUGCGCAGGCGUUGGUUUAAAUUGGGAAGGGCAGCUUGGGAGCAGUAGGAGAGUGCAGCUAUGUAGCUCUCUGACAUUUAUAGACAUGGUUACGGGUUCAUUCACGUGGUAGGUCGGUGCACGUGCGGAGUCUAAACCAGCGCUUGUUCUGCAUGACAUCAAAGAGUCCAGCCUAAGCUAUUGGCGGGCGUUGUCGCCAGACUGGG